UUGGGGUGUCUGCUUCUCUCAAUCUUAGAUUCUAGAUGUCAAGCCCCACAAUUUGCUCCGCAAGUCAAAACUGGGUCUCACUAAUAGCAGUUCCAGUUUUUGCACCACAGUUGCCAAAAAAUCUAACGACAAGGAUAGAAAGGUUUUUUGUGUUUGAGCUAUCUUAGAAUUGUGAAAUAUUCACAGGAUUGAUGGCAGACUGUCUCACUGAAUGCUUUUCUAUCAUGAAGGUUUAUGUUCGCGAGCAGGAAGCAGUGCCACCCUUUAUUUCAAUGGCUGAGAUGAUGAAAAAGUUCGAUUCUAGUACUAGAGACUUGUCACUGCCACACAUACUUGGAAGUGAAUUUGCAUGUCUUCCGACUCUUUCUGCCCAUGUUGUUUGUUCUUGCACUUAUCACAUUUUCCAAAUUUUUCACCAUUGUUUGUUUCCUAAAAAUCCCUUCCAUUAUCCAGAAGAAGCCUACACUGACGUUGACAAGGCCCAGGGAACCUGGAAACUACUCAGAGUCCGCUCAGUCAAGGUUAAGAGUACAGCUGAGCUUGAGGAAGAGAUGAUGGCUAAGAUUCCAAAGUUCAGAGCUCGCCCGCUGAACAAAAAGGCACUGUUUUCUGCUUGUUUAAUUUCCUCCAUAUCUGUUAAUAUAGUUUGCUUGUUUACUUAACCAGUUUGUUCUUCUUGUUUCCAUUACAGAUUCUGG
Molecule: messenger RNA, 698 nt
Organism: Mangifera indica (mango)
Lineage: Eukaryota; Viridiplantae; Streptophyta; Magnoliopsida; Sapindales; Anacardiaceae
Product: protein TPX2-like
Exons: 1
Coding region: 192-662 (156 amino acids)
Source: RefSeq, a predicted model, not a curated record